This is a messenger RNA of Mesorhabditis belari, 645 nucleotides long. Lineage: Eukaryota; Metazoa; Nematoda; Chromadorea; Rhabditida; Rhabditidae. The record is from the annotation of a GenBank genome assembly.
AUGACACAAAAACAUCAUUACAAAUUGGUGUAUUUUGAUACGAAAGGAAGAGCUGAACCAAUUCGACUUCUCUUCAAUUAUUUCGAUGUCGAUUUUGAAGAUGUUCGAUUGAAGAAAGAGGAGGAUUACAAAAAUGGUUCUCCAUUUGGACAACUCCCAUAUUUGGAUGUGGAUCGAGGGAAACAUGUGAUCUCCCAGACUUCAGCCAUUCUUCGAUAUGUAGCCAAAUCGUUUCAAGCAGGUUUUGCCGGAAAAACACGAAUUGAUGCGGCUAAAUGUGAUAUGUUUAACGACACAUUUUGGGAUGUUCUCUAUGCAUAUUGGAGUGAAAAACUUGCACCAACUCCAGAAAUGGCGGAAGAAAUGCGGAUGAAAUGGCUUCAAAUUCGACCGGAGAAACUCGAAAUCUUUCAAAAAUAUUUACGGAAAAAUGGUGGUAGAUACAUGGUUGGGGAUGAGUUGACCUACACGGAUUUGUGUUUCCUGUAUUUCUUGUAUGUAAUUCAAAGAGGCGAUGGUUCGGGAGCACUUGAUGAUUUCCCGUUGUUGACGGAGUAUUACAAUAGGAUUCUCCGACUUCCGCAGAUCACAGAAUACGUGUUGAGAGAAUGGAAUAUCGAUGAAGAAAAAAAUAGACACUCUGAC